Molecule: messenger RNA, 1665 nt
Organism: Gracilinanus agilis (Agile Gracile Mouse Opossum)
Lineage: Eukaryota; Metazoa; Chordata; Mammalia; Didelphimorphia; Didelphidae
Gene: TRABD2A
Product: TraB domain containing 2A
Exons: 8
Coding region: 1-1665 (554 amino acids)
Biological process (GO): negative regulation of Wnt signaling pathway
Cellular component (GO): membrane
Molecular function (GO): metalloendopeptidase activity
Source: RefSeq, a predicted model, not a curated record
AUGGGCGGGAUGAGCCCCUGGAACUUGUUCCUCCAGACUUUCUUCCUGCUGCCCGCGGCCAGAGCCCAGCCCAGGGGCCCCGCGCCCGCGGGGGACUCCUCGCAGGCAGCGGCGGCGGCGGCUCCCUCUCCGGCUCUGGAUGCUUGCAAAGCCGGCACCCAACAGAGUGAGUUGAACUCUUUCUUGUGGACCAUCAAGAGAGACCCGCCUUCUUACUUCUUCGGCACCAUCCACGUGCCCUACACCCGGGUUUGGGACUUCAUCCCCGAAAACUCCAAGGCGGCCUUCCAGCAGAGCAGCAUCGUGUACUUUGAGCUGGACCUCACGGACCCCUACACCAUCUCUGCCCUGACCAGCUGCCAGAUGCUGCCGCAGGGCGAGAACCUCCAGGACGUGCUGCCCCAGGACAUCUACUGUCGGCUCAAGCGCCAUCUGGACUACGUGAAGCUCAUGAUGCCCUCGUGGAUGACCCCGGACCAGCGAGGGAAGGGCCUUUACGCCGAUUACCUGUUCAAUGCCAUCGCGGGGAACUGGGAGAGGAAGAGACCCGUGUGGGUGAUGCUGAUGGUGAAUUCUCUGACCGAGGUGGACAUCAAGUCCCGGGGGGUGCCCGUGUUGGAUCUGUACCUUGCCCAGGAGGCUGAGCGCCUGAAGAAGCAGACCGGGGCUGUAGAAAAAGUCGAAGAACAGUGCCAUCCUCUGAACGGGCUGAACUUCUCUCAGGUGAUCUUUGCCCUGAAUCAGACCCUCCUGCAGCAAGAGAGCCUCCGGGCGGGAAGCCUCCAGACGCCUUACACCACAGAGGACCUGAUCAAGCAUUAUAACUGUGGAGACCUCAACUCCAUCAUCUUCAGCCAUGAUAACUCCCAGGUUCCAAAUUUUAUUAAUGCCACACUACCACCUCAGGAGCGGAUAACGGCUCAGGAGAUUGACAGCUAUUUCCGCCAGGAGCUCAUCUACAAACGGAAUGAGCGGAUGGGGAAGCGAGUGAAGGCUCUCUUAGAGGAGUAUCCUGAUAAGGGCUUCUUCUUUGCCUUCGGUGCUGGUCAUUUCAUGGGCAACGACACAGUGCUUGAUGUUUUGAGGAGAGAAGGGUAUGAGGUAGAGCACACCCCUGCCGGACAACCUAUCAAGAAGGGGCAUAGUAUACAGGAAGGAUCUCGGGGCUCUGUCAGUACAAUUUUUGGCCCUGAACAGAAAUGUGAGAAGCCCAGGAGAACCCCUUCCACUUUGUCCCCCCCACCCCCUGCCCAUGUACCCAAUGGGAUCUCGCAGGCGUCUGGCCCCCUGGGGCCACCAGGGGAUGAGGAAGAGGAGGAGGAAGAGGAAGAAGAGGAGCUGCUAUUGCCACACUUACUUCUGCCUGGGAAUGCUGACUUGUUAGAGAAGAUGGACAGGAAGUACAGGAAAAAGAAAAAGAAACAGAUGAAAAAGCAGAGGCUUCGGCAAUUCAGCGAUCUGUGGGUGCGCCUGGAGGAGAGUGCUCCAGCCCCACUUCCUCGGAUCCGAAUUGUUAAUGGGUAUAUCACGGUGGAGCCUCUGCUACCAGGCCACAGGAGAUCUCCCCACAUUCAGACAGUGUCGAACAGUGCCUGCUUGUCACUUUGGACACUUUUAUUUUGGUUGCUGACUUUGGCCCUUCAAACCGAGAUCACGCUUCUCUAA